Messenger RNA from Acaulospora morrowiae, 852 nucleotides. The record is from the annotation of a GenBank genome assembly. Lineage: Eukaryota; Fungi; Glomeromycota; Glomeromycetes; Diversisporales; Acaulosporaceae.
AUGGAUGAAGAAAGUGCGAAAUACAAUUUGUACGGGUUUAUACAUCACCGUGGUGGAUCAGGAAGUGGGCAUUAUAUUGCUUAUGCCAAGAAUCCAACUGAUGGAAAUUGGUAUGAAUACGACGACACGUAUGUUACUAAAAAGUCAGAAGCCGAAAUAUCUCGUCUAGAGGCAUAUGUAUUAUUCUACCAACGAACCAGUCCCAAAAAGGAGGACGAGAGGAGAGAGAUUCUCGAUAAAAUUAACAAGGAUUCGUCGUCUACAGAAGCACAUUUCUGGAUUUCCCGAUUGUGGUUUAACAGGUGGCGAUUUAUGACGACGCCCGGUCCUAUAAGCAACUAUGAUUUCAUUUGUUCUCAUGGAAGCAUAAAUUAUAAGAAUUGUAAUAAAAUCCGUGACAUGGUGGUCAAAGUUCCAUUCGGAGUGUACAAAACUCUAUCUGAGAAAUAUGGUACAGACGGGAGUCCACCCUUUCUUGCGAACAGUAAUGGCACCCCGGCUUGCAUGAUAUGUCAGCAAGAUGAAAUACUAUUGGAGCAUCGAAGGCGUAAGGAGAAAAAUGAUAUUGAUAGAAUGAAUUCCAAAACCAUAGGUGGUGGAGAAUAUUGGUAUAUGAUAAGCACGACCUGGUUACAGUGUUGGCACACUUUCAUAGCCGGAGGACUGUUGCCUGGGUCAAUCGACAAUACCAUCUUUCUCAGAGAAGAUGGGAGACCCAGACCUGGUAUGAGAAGAGGAAUUCAUUACAGUGCUGUAAAUGUGAAAGUUUGGACGUACUUUGAACAUUCUUAUGGAGGUGGACCAACAGUCGUCAGAGCUUCCCCUGAUUUAUAUUCUCAACCGCCUUUCUAA